Molecule: messenger RNA, 1240 nt
Organism: Ruditapes philippinarum (Manila clam)
Lineage: Eukaryota; Metazoa; Mollusca; Bivalvia; Venerida; Veneridae
Exons: 3
Coding region: 221-1240 (339 amino acids)
Source: RefSeq, a predicted model, not a curated record
UUUUGAUAGACACGUCUUUGUUCAGUGAAAAUUUGAAAUUUUUUCAACGGUCUUUACUGUGGCCAUCUUGGAUUUGAUCUUCAUUUUGAUUUUAGUUUGAAAAUUUGAAUUUAAAAUGUAACAUUUGAAGGAACUAUAUUUGUGCCGAUGUGAAGUGUCUUUAGAGGAACACUUUAUUCUGUGUUUUUUGAAGAACAUUUUGUUAUUUUAUUUGUUAAAUAUGGCAGAUCGUAAAUCUGACAGAAAUAAAGAUAAAGUCAUGAAUUACAAAGUGUUACAUGAAGAUGGAACUAGUUCUCCUUCAAUUGUCAAACCUGAAACUAUCAAGGUUAAACACCAAUCUGCUGGUAAAAAUACAGGAACUGAAAUUUCAUCAGUUCAAAACCCCAUCGGGAACCUCUCAGCGGGAAAAAUGACAACAAAUGUAAAUUCCACGACGGAUAAUUUAUUAUCGACACCGGUUAAGCCUCCUAGCGAUCUUGACGAAGAGUCGGGAAAAACAGAAAAACUGAAAUUGAUGCAUAGGUUGCAGGAAUUGGACAAGGUCCAAUCUCGUUUACAAGAACGGCGGGAGUUGGAGAUAUUGAGAAAGCAGGUGCAGGAAAGGGAGAGUUAUAUCGAAACUUUACAACAUUCGUUAGGUGAAGGGAGUUCGGAUGGUGCGAUAGUUCGACCAAAAUCAACGAUAGCGUCGGGAAAAUCGAAGCCCAAAUUGGCAGCAAGCUUCGGUAACCCAUCGUCCACUGAGAUUUCAUCAGAAAAAACAGGUCCUCAAGUCUACAUCUUGUCUGACUCAAUAGCCAAACAUGUGACAGAUAUUCGUUUGACGAAGGUUCAUCCAUUUCCUGGUAUUAAUAUCUCCAGAUUAACUUCCAAGAUUGAAAAUGAUCCUGUUUUAGUCUCCAAACCCUUUACAAUUAUACAUGUUGGUACAAAUGAUAUCAACCGUUUUUCUGAAGAGGAGAUUUUAAGUUUGUUUAAUAAUUUGAUUUCAGUUAUUAGAGCAAAGUCUUCUACUCAUAUUAUCAUCUCGAGUAUUUUACCUAGACCAGUGGAUCAUGUUUUAACUGGUUCAAAGGUUAAGAGAAUUAAUUUUCUUUUGAAACAGAAAUGUUUGGAACGUAAAGUUCAAUUCAUUUGUUCAUUUCGUCCCUUCUUUAAAUUUGGUAAGCCUCUGAGGGAUUUAUUUGCAGUUCGUGAUGGUGGUUUGCAUCUUAACAUUGAAGUUUUGCCUGUAUGA